AUCGAACACUUUAUCCGUUGAAUAUAUACUCGCGUCUACAAUUGUUUUAGAAACGCAUUGCAAAAUUUAAAAAUUGUAAUGGGUCGUAUUAUUUUCGAAAUAUUCCUUUGUGGGUUUCUUUUCAUUGUAAUUACCGCACGAGAGAACGACUCAAAUACCACAUCACUAAUUGGCAAUGUCUUUAACAUCUUCAGGAGAAGCGGGAAUUGGUCUCAAUCUUUGGAAAAUUCAGAUGCGAAUUCAACCAUAAAACCCGAUGACCCAUGCAGCUCGGGACCUUGUCAGAACGAUGGUGAAUGCAAUCUACACAUGGGGACUUAUAAAUGCGAGUGCAAGACCGGGUAUUUUGGAAAGAAUUGCGAAAUGAAAUGUGUUUGUAAGAGAGGAUAUUGUAUUCUAUCUGAAUAUGAGGAGACGCUAUGUAAGUGCCCACCCGAAUAUGGAAAUUAUUCACCAUCAGAAUGCAUAGAAUGCAAAUGUGGUGAAGGCGCUAACUGUACGUAUGCUUAUUUCGGCGGUAAAACAUGCAUUUGUAAAGAAGGAUAUGGAGAUAAUAAUGGAAAAUGUGAACAGUGUUACUGUGGACCAAAUACUGGCUGCAGAUUCGAUAAAUAUGGUAGGAAGACUUGCUUUUGUCUAGAAGGAUACAUAGAAGUGGACGGAAAAUGUAAAGAUCUCUGCAUCCCCAAUCCGUGUCAAAACGGAGGAAAAUGUAAAAUGGCGAACGGUGAUUACAAUUGCACAUGCAACUUUCCCUAUUCGGGAAGAAACUGUGAAAAAGAUUGUGAGUGUGAAAAUGGUAUAUGCGUUGAAGACCAGUUUGGAAAUGCAGUCUGUCAGUGUCCGCCUGGAUUUGGUCUUUAUUUAAAUAAAAAAUGCAAAGCAUGCGAAUGUGGCGGAGGAGCAAGCUGUGAAUUUAAUGGAUCGGGAGCUGAUACUGUGAAGACUUGCCUCUGUAAAGAAAGGUAUAAAAAGGUCAUGGAUAUAUGCAAGGAGUGUUAUUGUGGCCCGUCUUCAUCCUGUUUCUUCGAAAAUUAUGAUAUUAAGCACUGCAUUUGUCCAGAUGGAUUCAUGGAAAUUAAUGGAAUGUGUAAAGAUCCCUGCAACCCAAAUCCAUGCAGAAAUAGAGGGAAAUGUCUGUUCUAUAAAGGGAAUUAUAGCUGCGCUUGCUUUCCUCCGUACAUUGGAAGGACAUGUGAAAUAGACUGCAGCUGUGGGCCAAAUGGCAAAUGCUCUUUGGAUAUUUAUGGAAAUAAGCAAUGUUACUGUCGGCAUGGUUUUGCUGAAUUUGAAGGAUUGUGCAAAGAAUGUUCCUGUGGACCCUCCUCGGCCUGUUUUUUCAAUAAAAAUGGAGAUAUGAGAUGUUCGUGUGAAAUUGGAUACACUUUUAUCAAUGGAAAAUGUGAAGAAGGCGAGAAAGAAAACAUCGUUCUUCCUGUACUUCUUGGAGCUAUACUGGUUUCGAUUCUAUUUGGGAUCUUACUUUUUACGUGUGUGUUAUGGAAGAAUAGGAAAUAAAUACGAAUAGUUCUCUCCUCAAAUGUACUGAAAAGAAGGGGAAUAUUUGAUUGCAUCCAGUUAUGCUAGUCACAUUCUCAUGAUAUGUAUUAUAUCUGGAAGUAUUCUGUAACUGAGCAACACUUUUAUAUUUGUUAUUCUAAUAUUAAAUAAACUUCAUACACUUUUCUCUGCGA
Stegodyphus dumicola is the source of this 1694-nucleotide messenger RNA. RefSeq lists its product as uncharacterized. The record is from RefSeq and is a predicted model, not a curated record. Gene Ontology annotation, molecular function: calcium ion binding. Lineage: Eukaryota; Metazoa; Arthropoda; Arachnida; Araneae; Eresidae.